Molecule: messenger RNA, 1996 nt
Organism: Equus caballus (horse)
Lineage: Eukaryota; Metazoa; Chordata; Mammalia; Perissodactyla; Equidae
Gene: TMEM101
Product: transmembrane protein 101
Biological process (GO): positive regulation of canonical NF-kappaB signal transduction
Source: RefSeq, a predicted model, not a curated record
UAUGUGCUAGGACCAACACUGUCACAUUUAAACCUCAAAACAACCCUGUGAAGUAGAUGUCAUCCCCAUUUCACAGAUGAGUCUUGGAAAGUGUAGGCAAUAUGCCCAAAGUCACAGUUAGGGUUGGAGUUAGGAUUGGAUCCCAGGUUUAGCUGCGGUCAAAGACUAGCUUCAUUCCAUCAAGUUGUGGUCCAGGGCUUCUGAUGUCCUGAACGCACUGUUUCUUCCUCUAGUCUAGUUUUCAAUUUUGUACCUACAAGGAGGGGUCCUUACGACUCCAUGGGCAGAAAGGCUGAACUCGGAAACUAGAACACCUCCUUCGGUCCAGAACUAGAGAGCGAAAGCGUUGUUUCCCGUCGGAAGCGGGAAAAAAAAAAAAAAAACCCGUGAGACCCGGAAGUUGCGUGUCGCAUCCCGGCGCCGGCCUUCCUAACCGGGGUGAGGCCGUAGCGGACUGCCCUUCCUAAAGAUGGCGUCGAAGACGGGUUCGCGACGGUGGAUGCUGCAGCUGAUCAUGCAGUUGGGUUCGGUGUUGCUCACACGCUGUCCCUUCUGGGGCUGCUUCAGCCAGCUCAUGCUGUAUGCUGAGAGGGCCGAGGCGCGCCGGAAGCCCGACAUCCCAGUGCCCUACCUGUACUUCGAUAUGGGGGCGGCCGUGCUGUGCGCUAGCUUCAUGUCGUUUGGAGUGAAGCGGCGCUGGUUCGCGCUGGGGGCCGCACUCCAACUGGCCAUUAGCACCUACGCCGCCUACGUCGGGGGCUACGUCCACUACGGGGACUGGCUGAAGGUCCGUAUGUACUCGCGCACAGUUGCCAUCAUCGGCGGCUUUCUUGUGCUGGCCAGCGGUGCUGGGGAGCUGUACCGUCGGAAACCCCGCAGCCGUUCUCUCCAGUCCACCGGCCAGGUGUUCCUGGGCAUCUACCUCAUCUGUGUGACAGGCUCCUCAGGCUGCUGGAGAGUCUUAGAGGGUGGUGUGUCUCCAGGCCUACUCACUGCAGCACAGCAAGGAGGACCGGCUGGCGUAUCUGAACCAUCUUCCAGGAGGGGAGCUGAUGAUCCAGCUGUUUUUCGUGCUGUAUGGCGUCCUGGCCCUGGCCUUCCUGUCAGGCUACUAUGUGACCUUGGCUGCCCAGAUCCUGGCCGUACUGCUGCCCCCGGUCAUGCUGCUUAUUGAUGGCAAUGUUACCUACUGGCACAACACGCGGCGUGUUGAGUUCUGGAACCAGAUGAAGCUCCUUGGAGAGAGUGUGGGCAUCUUCGGAGCUGCAGUCAUCCUGGCCACUGAUGGCUGAGUUGCACAGCAAGAGGCUGAGAUGGGUGCAAGGAGCCACUGAGGGCCACCCUACCUUCCUCCUUGCUGGCCCAGUUAUGUUUAUUUAUGCUUUUUGAUCUGUUUGUUUGAUCCUUUUGUUUGUGUGGGUAUAUGUGUUGGUACGAGGCAGGUCUCUUCCCCAAUUCCUGGGCUUGGCCCCUAGCGGGUGGGAGCCCUGAUAACGAUGCCUUACAGGGUUUUUUUCCUGUUCAUUAGGAGGAGAGCUGAGGCCGGUUGCUCCCCUGGGUCUCCUGUCCCAGAGGAGGGAAUAAGGCAGGGCUAGGGUGGGGAUACUGAGAGUGGGAGACAGAGGAAGGAAGACCGAGAGCCGGAAGUGAGCAAAUGUGAAAAAUUCCUUUUUGAACCUGGCGGGUACAGCUAGGCUCUGCUUUUUGGAGACCGAGGGUCAGGGCAGAGGAUCAGCCCAGGAGGAGCAGAGGGGCUGGGCACCAUAGAAGUCACGUGGGUUCUCAGGGUAUGCCAAGGGCAGAAAUAGCAUUAGCUGUCACCCACCUUGAGAGCAGAGCAGCCCCCAGUCUACUCUGGGGUGUGCAGGGGUGGGGCAGGCAGCACCAGCUUCCCGCCUCCUGCCUUCUGUCUCCAGCUCCAUGGUUGGCCUGGUGGGGUGAGUGCCCCCCAAACACCAGACUACACAGUCCUCCAAAAAUAAACAUUUUAUCUAGA